Messenger RNA from Sclerotinia trifoliorum, 1443 nucleotides. NCBI's taxonomy places the organism in Eukaryota, Fungi, Ascomycota, Leotiomycetes, Helotiales, Sclerotiniaceae. The record is from the annotation of a GenBank genome assembly.
UUGAUUCGCGCCCCGCAAUCCAUCAUUGUUGUCCUUGUUGUCGUGUCAAAAGUUUUGAUUUUUUGGAUUCUUAAAUACAUCGAAUCGAGUGCAUUCAUUAUUCUCUACAUUUUUACAGUGCAACAAGCAAGUCCUUCAAGAUGCAGUCCGGAAUAACAGGUAUAUCAGCAACACAAUGUCUACUCAACAGAGGAACUAACAAGCUUCACAAACAGCCUCCCAAGAACUUCACGCGGCAUUCAAAACGUUCGUUUCUACAGAAUCACAAAGAGGUCUUCUCUGUACAAUUACUGGCGAAACUCUCACUCCGGCCGCUAUUCUUGAGCCCUCCACUUCAUCCUUCGACAAUGAUCUCAAGCUCCUAGAACCUCAUCUACAAGACAAAGCCGCCCUAUACAUAAUACUCCGUCGUUAUCCAUCUACAGAUCCAGCUCCUUUCGUUGUCAUAACCUAUGUUCCUGAUUCGGCGCCGGUGCGUCAAAAGAUGCUAUUCGCAUCUACACGCCUUACCUUGGUUCGAGAACUCGGAAUCGAACGAUUUCGAGAAACCAUAUUUGCGACUAUGAAGGAAGAGUUGACGCAAGAGGGUUUUGCUAAGCACGAUAAGCAUGUUAAAUUAGCAGCGCCGCUGACAGAAGAGGAGCAAAGUUUGGGCGAGGUGAAGAGGAAGGAAGCAGAAGAGGGUAGAGGUAUGAAUGAGCGGAAGAGCCAUGUCACUAGUGGCAUUAGUAUGCCAGCUUCGCCAGACGCAUUAGAGGCAUUAAAAGGACUCGGCCAAGAUGGGGCGCAUAAUCUAGUUCAGCUCGUAAGUUUAUUUGUUACCUGAAUUUAUUAGUAUUUAAUGGCUAACAAACUUUAGAAAAUGAACAUCGCGCAAGAAACCAUGGAACUUGCUUCCAAGACACAAACGUCUAUCUCAGAUCUCAGCAGCACUAUAUCUAACACCGAACCUCGAUUCUCUUUCUAUCGCUACACUCACGAACACAAUGGAACAACCUCUUCUCCAAUACUGUUUAUUUAUACUUGCCCUUCCGGAUCGAAGAUAAAAGAGAGAAUGAUAUAUGCAUCAUCAUCUCGAUCGGCUCAACAACUAGCUGAAGCAGAGGCGGGACUCACCAUUGAGAAAAGACUUGAGGCUGGAUCUCCUGAGGAUAUUUCUCAAGAAAGUAUCGAUUCGGAUUUACAUCCAAAAACAGAGGCAAAGAAAGUAUUCGCUAGACCUAAGAGACCUGGAAGAGCAUAAAUAUCUAGGAUAGACCUUCAAUUCUGACGCAUCGUAAUGGGAUGGAAAUUCGCCUUUGAUUGAAUUUUUAAUGGAUGCUAUGCUGGACUAUGCACUCCCUAUGUUGAGAACGACAUUUAUACUAGAUAAGAGUUCCUAGGAUACCGUAUCAUACAAUGGACAUUAUGUAUCCCCACACGUGGUCUCCAUCUCGUAUUCUA